Symbiodinium sp. CCMP2592 is the source of this 2514-nucleotide messenger RNA. Lineage: Eukaryota; Dinophyceae; Suessiales; Symbiodiniaceae. The record is from the annotation of a GenBank genome assembly.
AUGGAUUCAGAGGCGGUGGAGCUCAAGGUUCGAAUAUCCGAUGCCCAAGGGCUCAGGCUGCAGAGAGGCGGCGAGAUUCGACUGGUUAUUACUCUGUGCACCUCCUUGGACCGCGAGGGUGCAGAGUUUGGUGCCAAGGUGACUCCCUGGCUGCCCGUACCUCCCGAUGAGGCGCCCCAGUGGAAGGCCCGCGAGGCCAUCUUCCGCCUGCUGAAGAGUCGCUGCUUCGAGGCGGAGUUCGUGGAUUCCGCGCAUCUUCACAUCGCCCUCAUGCAGAAGGGGGCUGAGCAGCCUGAGAAGACGACCUUGGCCGGGGCUGCGCUGGGUGGAUUUUCAGCCUUCAAGCAGGGUGGCUUCUCGGCCCUGCGUUCGCAUGCGGCUGCCUCUGCGUCGGCGUUGCCGUUGGGCGGCUUUCAGAACGAGCGGGGGGACCUCGUGGGCUCUUUGAAUAUAUCGGUGGGACGGCGGCUUGCCUGUGCAGAAGAGGAUGGAGGCCCCAUCUGGUUGCAGCUGCUGGAUGUGGAUGGCAGGAACGUGAAGGGGCAGCUGCUAGUUGACUUUCCACAGCCACCUCCAGUUCCUGCACAGACUGUGGCGAGCCCGCCGAGAGAGAAGGAGCCCCAGCCGCCGCGGCGGACGGAGGAAGCCCCGAAGCCCACGGAUGAGCCGAGACAGAGACCGCUUGAACCGAGACAGAGACCGUUUGAAGAGCCGAGACCUGCAUGGGAGAGUCGGACCUUUCAGGCUACCAAGCCCGACGUGGAGGCUGAGAGCUCCACCUCAGAGGGGCCGAUGCCUUUGCCUUUCAGCCCUCCAAGAGUUCUCAUGUCCUCUGCGUCCUCCUCUGCCGAUGGGGAGGCAGAUGCGGCACAGCUCGCCGAGGCACUGGCCGAGCAGCUAAGUCAGCUAAAUCUGCCAAGAGCGGAGGUGGCACCCCUAGAGUGGAGCUCGCAGUCGGACCAAGAUACGCACGACACAUUCAGCUCUUCGCACGGCUCCGAGGUGAACAUCUUCAACAUCAACGAUGCAGGAAGGGCCUCGCGAGCUCAGGUGCUCAAAGACCAGCUGAUGAGAUGGUCGAAGAGGGCCGCGCCUUGGCGAUUUUCCCAGCGGCUGCAUUCGGCUUUCGACCCUGAGGCCCGACAAGGACGCCGCGAGGUGCGGAAGUGGCGACAGCGACACGAGGUUUUCUGCCUCCUGAAUGAGAUCGAGCAACACCUGAACGAUGUGGUCGCCGGCUUGCGGCAGGCGGACUCCUCCAUGAGGCGCUUCUGUCGAAGCCACGGCUCAGAACGGUUGCUCCAAGAAGCCUCGCGUCUUCCCGCCUUCUUGUGCGAUGCUGCCCUCUACUACAAGUCUGAAGCCGGCGUGCCGGGUAAAUUAGAGGACAAGCUCUGCAAGCUGGAGCGAGUCGCUGACGAUUUUCGCGCCAUCUCCAUUGAGCCUCCAGAUGUGGCUCCAGAACAGAGUGGCGAUGGGAGCCAGGAUCCGGGAGAAGCCGAAGACUUGCAGAUUGACAUCGCUGUGCUCUUGGAGAGCACUUUGAUGGCGGCUUCACAGGCCCUUGGGGAGUACAAGAAGAUGCACUGCCGGUUGGAGUUGGUGGCCACGGAGUACGAACCCCUUUGCCGCCUCGAGCUGAGUAAUGCGACGAGGCCUGCUACUUUUCUCCCACUGCUGGCAGAGGACGCUGCCGUGACGCUGCCAGACCAGGCUAUCGUUUGGGCGCAGGACUUCUCCCAGUUGGUAGACCAGGCCUCCCAGACCCUCGCCACCCUCGUCCGCGAGCUGGCCAGCCGGAAGCAGAUCUUCACGAUGCUGGCGAUGAUCGUGGGUGGUGCUUUCUACGGGUAUGUCGUGGGCAACAUUUCGGUGAUCCUUGCGAGUAAUGACGUGAACUGGCGAGCUCAGAAGGAGCGUUUGGAGUUGAUCGAGGCCUGGCUCACUCACCAUCGCUUUCCCACGCAGCUGAGAAGAAGGAUAUGGGCGUACUACAAGCAGACGGUGAACAGCCAGGUCUGCUGGGACGAUGCCACGGUCUUCUAUGAGCUUUCCUCGGAGCUGCGGGAGGAUGUUGCGAGCUUCCUCAUCCAUCCUGUGCUUCCGCGGAAUCUCAUCUUCCGGGGGGUGCCAACCAGUGCGAUGAUACGCCUCGUUGGUAUACUGCAGCAGGUGACGGCCAAGAAGCGUGAGCGCAUCGUCCCGUCAGACAAGUUCGUCAUGGGGAUGUUUCUCAUCCUCGACGGUGGUGCCGUGUUUGAGAAAGAGCUCGAGGACAUGGUCGCCGACGGUUCAGAGGCUACUGGUGAAGGCCGCAAGAAGUUGACGGAGCUUCUCCGAAACGGCGACAGUUUCGGCGAAGAAGUACUGCUUGGUCUCAAGAAUGAGUAUGAGUACACCGUGACUGCCUCUCGCAAGCUCGUCCUGCUCUUUGUGCCAAGAGAUCGUUUCAUCGAGCGGCUGGCGAACAUGCCGGAAGUCUUCGGCAUCAUGCGGGCAAACUUCGUUGGCUGA